AUGGUUGAGACGCAGAGCACAGCGCAGCAACCUCAGCUCAAGAAAAAGGCCAGUUUUCGAGAUCGUUUAAAGGUCUGGCCAAAACCCAUCCAGAACCCGGAGACGAUCCCGGAAGUGCCAAGGCCAAAAUUCGUUUACGAGCCCACGCAUGCAGCAUCCGACUUCUCGCGGCUAGCCAUCUCGCCAAAGAGCGCGACACGGCAGCAAACAGAGGAGCCAAGCCAGUCCGCCCGCCCAGUGCGGUCUUCGGGCGAGAAUGGAGUGCGCCGCAACUCCCAGAAUGGCAGCCAGCAGGGGUCAGGGCAAGGCUUACGGCGGGAGGAACCGACAAGGAGAAGCUCGCGCGUCGGAAUGAAGCUAAACCCGCGCACGCUGGUUGAAGACCCUUUCCAAGCCUCGCAAGAGGCCGUGCUCGCACCAGUCAACAGCACACCAGUCGCAUGGGAUUUGCGAGUGUCAGGGGAAAUAUCGGCCGGGAGGGAAGACGAAUCCGCUCAGCAACAACCAACAGCACCGUUGACCGAUUAUGAACUCUUUAUCGCCCGCGCCGAAGCUGAGGAACGCGCGCGCCGCGAGCAAAUCCUGCGCAGCAUCUCACAACACUCCGCCGCCGCCGCAGCCCUAAGCCCCAAACCCAACCACGUCAAACCGGACCCGCACAAGCAGUACUACACGUCAACGUCGAUCCCAUCGGAUACGGUCGGCCCGGGCAGCUCACACCACCACCACCAGCGAAACAACAGCACCGGCAACAGCCGAAGCAAAGGCAGCACCGGCAACAGGUACAUGCUCAGCAGCAGCAGGGGAAAUGACGAGCAGCGACCGGCGUUCCGCAAGGGCCAUGUGCAGCGCGCGAGCUGGGCGCCGAGCUACACGACGGGCGGCAGCGAGGCAGAGAAGGUGCUGGUGCGGACCGAAGAGCGGGUCACGGUUCCCCGUCAGCCCGGGCCUUCUCCAAGUCAGGCUCAGGCUGGGUAUGGGGUUGACGGGCAGCCGCAACCGCAGAGAAUGCUGCGCAGGCAGGCUAGUCUCACGCAGAGGAUUGCGAAUUACAUACGGCCGGCGAAGGGUGUGGGAACGAGAGCAGGAAGGGUUGGGCAUAUUGGGACACUGGUUGAGUAG
Molecule: messenger RNA, 1122 nt
Organism: Canariomyces notabilis
Lineage: Eukaryota; Fungi; Ascomycota; Sordariomycetes; Sordariales; Chaetomiaceae
Exons: 1
Coding region: 1-1122 (373 amino acids)
Source: RefSeq, a predicted model, not a curated record